AUGCCUUCGGACCCAGGCGACCCUCGCGACUACGAGGACGAAAGUGAGCGGUGGCGCAUCCGGGCAAUUCAUACACUACGCACGGAGCUGCGAACGAAGGUUUAUGCCGCUUGCGAUUGGGAUCGUCCUAGGAACUAUGCAGGUGACGACCCUAUGGAUCCUGUCAUUGACUACGAGGCCCUGAAGGGCAAGCUGUCUUGCGUCUUCCAUCUCAAGUAUGGCGGGCAAUAUGGCGAGAACCUUGACUGGCCUUGGGAGGCGCACGCCCCCUUCAACUGGGCCCCGCAUGACGCGGUACAUGCUCAGGUCGCGGCGGGGGAUGAGGUUUAUCAGCGGUUUCUUGCCGCGGGUGGAGAUCCUGUGCCUCAGCCCACCAGAUGCUAUGUAGAGAUAGACGAGUAG
Molecule: messenger RNA, 402 nt
Organism: Schizophyllum commune H4-8
Lineage: Eukaryota; Fungi; Basidiomycota; Agaricomycetes; Agaricales; Schizophyllaceae
Exons: 2
Coding region: 1-402 (133 amino acids)
Source: RefSeq, a predicted model, not a curated record